Molecule: messenger RNA, 1470 nt
Organism: Micromonas pusilla CCMP1545
Lineage: Eukaryota; Viridiplantae; Chlorophyta; Mamiellophyceae; Mamiellales; Mamiellaceae
Exons: 1
Coding region: 1-1470 (489 amino acids)
Source: RefSeq, a predicted model, not a curated record
AUGACGAUUUUCUGUUCGCUCUCUUCCUGUCUUGACUGGAUGAAGUUUCUUUAUAGAAGGAAGGCGGCUCGCGCCGUCCCCGUCUUCUAUCUCGCGCGUCGUUCACUCUAUCGGGUUCGACCCCGUCGGCGACGGCGGCUUAUUCUUCCCGCCGCCGCCGCCGCCGUCCGUCGCCGGCUUCGUCCGCGUCCCGAGCCCUCUCCCCGGAAGCCCGCCGGCGUCCUUUCGCGUCGUCGUCGUCGUCGUCGUCGUCGCCUUCGCCUUCGCCUUCGCGGACGCCCCCCCGGGUGCCGCCGCCGCCGCCGCCGCGGCGGCGGCCCAGUCCACGGCGCCGUCCGCCGCGUCGGUUCGCGGCGUUCUCCGCGUCGGGUCGGCGUGCGAUCCGCCGCUCGAUUUCGAUUUCGAUUUCGACUUCGACUUCGACUUCGACUUCGCCUUCGCCUUCGCCUUCGCCUUCGCCGCCUUCGCCGCCUUCGCCGCCGCCGCGACGGCGCGUUCCGCCGCCGCCGCCGUCGCCGCCGCGCCCGGUCCGGGGCCGCCGAGCUCGAAGAUAGCCGCGUCGUCGUCCACGUCAUCCGUCGCGUGCGCGUAUCCGACCACGGAGGGCGGCGUUCGUCCCUGGGGCCCGCGGUUCCCCGCCGCCGCCGCCGGGUCGGUCGUCGUCGUCGUCGGUCGGGCAGAUCCAACGCCUCGUCGCGAUCCCUCGGCGGGGACGUCGGAGGCCGCCGCCGCCGCCGCCGCCGCGUACCGCGCGCGUCGUUGCGACGCGGCGAACUCGUCCAAGACCUCGUUCCACGAGUCCCGUCUCCCGCCCAUCCCCAAGGGCGAUCCCAUCAUCCCCGAGGGUAUCGCCCCCGAGGGUCCCGUCGACGUCCCGGGGAAGGGUCCCAUCGACAACCCGGGGCUCCAGGACGGCUCCACAGCAGCAAACGCGUCGUCGCGCAAUCGCUUCUCGUGCGCGCCUCGUCCUCGUCCCCAUCCGCCGCCCGCGUUAGGAAGGACGUUCGAGGACGGGUCCCACUCCCCCGCGCGAACUCUCUCGGGCGUGAGCCACGUGAACUGCCUGGAGACGCGCCGUCGCGUGCGCGGAUCGAUGGACGAUACCGUCGCGUCCUCGUCCCGUAUCGCGACCCACGUCGUGUUGCCGUCCUCGUGCAGGCAGUGGAACGGGUGCGACUCCGUCGGGUCGUAGUAUACGACGCACGCGUUGAAGUAUCUUCGGUGGCCGUUCUCGGACACCUUGCAUACGCGCAGACGGCGACCGAGCCAUCGGUGCGCGUCGUCGAGAUGUUUCCGCGACGACGCGGAGAGCGUCGCGGCGGGCGCGGGCGACGACGGCGCGGCGGGGGAGUUCCCGACCGCGAGCCCGGGUUUAGGAUGCUUCGCGCGGCCGACGCCGCGGCCGGCGCCGCGACCGCCGGUCGCCUUGCGCUUCGGCCGCGACAUCCUCGCCGGGACCUCGCGCUAUGA